AUGUCCAGAGCCGGGCGCAAGUCCACAGUAGAUGUCCCGCCUCUACCUGUAACUACACAGCAGUCUAUGGGGGAAACAGUAGCUGCACGGCGGAGUGCUCGCAACAAGUCUGUUGCUGACACUACACCUACUACACCUACCUUUGUGUCAACAGAGACGUCGGCCAAGCGAAAGCGUUCCACAAAAGGUCCAGAUACACCAGCCUCGAAGAAGACAAAGAAAGCAUCAAAUAACAAGUCUGCCACAGCGGCCAUGAACACACCAUUGAAGUCUAAGCCAGCAAAGGCUCGAAAGCAUGGGGCUAUACAGGUCAAUGUAGACAUGCCUGAGGAAGCGAGAGAGCAUGCAGAGCCAGACAUUGACUCUAGUGGUCCAGAGGAUAAUGACGACGGUCAUGGCAUAAUUGAGAAUGAGCGGGAACAUGACCGACAAGCUGUACACUCCUUUGAGAUGGAGGCGGCACAUUUCCGUUCAUCAUUGUCGGAAAACUAUGUGCCUCAUAUCCGUUCAUCAAGUCUUGAUCUGUCUUCUUCUCCUUCCACACCACCGGCAUCAGAUUUCAAUGACAAUUCUGUAGUAGAGCAAUCACCUCCACUCCGACAGGUGACACAAGAAGUCGCUAGGAAGCUCGAAUAUGAGUUGCCACGGAUCACUAAUGAGAACCUUCCAACAUCGAAGAAUGUUCCUGUACCUGUACCGGUCAAUAAAACACGUUUGACUACAACUCUUCCGGCGACAGUUCCACUGGUGGGUCCCACUGGGAGAGAUCGUACCACUAUUGCAGUUCAUUGCAAGGGGACUUCUGGGCACACCUGGAUUCUCAGCAAAAGCGGACAAUCUACAACUAUGCAAGGUGUAAUUGAGCGAGCCAUCAAAGAGGGUAAGGCUGAGCUUUUAACAGGCCACAAGUAUUGUCCUUUGGAUUCGGAAGAAGUGAAGCAACUCGCUAUAAGCUCACUAAUCAAGGCUGCAGAACAAUUAGGAUAUGAGGGCGAGCAUGAUGUAGCUGAUCGUUUGGAACACGGAGAGCAUGACACGUAUAUCAAGCCUUUGACAGCUUAUGUGGCUAGCCGCAUUGGAAACGAGCGAGCAAAGGAGCUGAAAGGGAGUGGAUUGAGUGCCGUUGUUGUUAAUGCUUAUGGAUUGAAUAACUUCGGAGGGACUAUGACUGCAGCUCAAAUAAUCCUUACCAAACAUUUCAUGUAUGGUCUCGAUCUGAAUGGCAAUUUCGAUAAUCUCAAACCUUUCCAACAUCCUGCGUACAUUGCCUAUAUCCAAGGGACAUUCUUCGGUACAGGGUUAUAUGGUACAGUGAUCCGAGGAUGUCAAGGCCGUUUCACCUCCUCAAAUCAGAGCAAGCCGCUAGAAUUGGAGCUCACAAAAGGCAUGGUGGCCCUCGCAACAGCUGGGAUUCACGCAUUACUCAAUGACUACUCGCGUGGUGGUCGUCCCGCAAGCUUCCCAGCCACAGAGUCUGCUGCGAUUUGGAGGACUGCCAUUUGUACCCUUGAGAAUAUCGAACGUGUCAACCGCGCGCUCUACCAUAAGAUUAUGCAUGAAUUGUACAUGGCAACUUCUGGUGCAUUGCCACUUGCUCAGCAUGGUUGGUCGCAGCAACAAAUUCUUGACACAACAGAUUGGGCUGCGCUUGCUGCAGUCAAUGUUGACACUUCUCCCGCUGCUCCUGCUGCCUCUACAACAUAG
Lentinula edodes (shiitake mushroom) is the source of this 1704-nucleotide messenger RNA. RefSeq lists its product as uncharacterized. The transcript is spliced from 11 exons. The record is from RefSeq and is a predicted model, not a curated record. Bases 1 to 1704 code for a protein of 567 amino acids. NCBI's taxonomy places the organism in Eukaryota, Fungi, Basidiomycota, Agaricomycetes, Agaricales, Omphalotaceae.